Messenger RNA from Salarias fasciatus (jewelled blenny), 3045 nucleotides. Its product is annotated as DNA damage-inducible transcript 4-like protein. Gene Ontology annotation, biological process: negative regulation of signal transduction. The record is from RefSeq and is a predicted model, not a curated record. The coding region runs from base 1641 to 2225 and encodes 194 amino acids. Lineage: Eukaryota; Metazoa; Chordata; Actinopteri; Blenniiformes; Blenniidae. Gene Ontology annotation, cellular component: cytoplasm. The transcript is spliced from 3 exons.
CGUUUUUCCUGCAACGAGAGACGUGCCAAGCCAGUGCAGCAGGUGUCCUGCUGGGCGAUAACAGACAGCUCCUCUCAACUCUGCUGGACGAGCAGUCCGAAACACAAUAAUCCGUCCGUUCAGAGAAAUGGGAGUUGGAGCAUAUUAUCAGGCAGAUUUUGGCCGACUCGCCCCGCCGACAGAGAGUGAAAGCCACUUCAUUGUCCCGUCUGACCUUUACACGGCAGAUGUUUGAUGCACAAAGCCAAGUGCCGGGUGGAAUCCGGCUAGUGUUUCAGCUUGUUCCCAAGACCGAUCCAACUGCUCUCAGAAGAGUAAGACGGAGACAGAAUGUAACAAGGAAGCAUCUCACGCGCUGACAGCAAGAAAACCUUUUAUGAAGGGGAACGAACUGAUCCGAGCAUUCUCCAUGGCUUCCCUCCAUCUGAACACAAGAUAGAAAUCGAAAUGCUUACCAGAGAAAAUCAAUAUGUUUGUUUUUUGUGGAGAAUUUUCUUUUGAAUAAACAUUCGAGGAACUUGUACAGUUGUGCUACCAGCUAUUCAAAUGUCCCACAUUUUGCAUAAGUCUUGCAUCAUAAAAGCCUGAAGAUAAGAAGAGAGACUUUGUGGACACUGUCUGCACAAUAAAACAUGAAAAAACAUGACAGAACUUAAAGGAUUUAGUGAAGCUAACUUGCAAGAAUGUUGUUUAUUAGCUCAUAAAGUAUUGGGAUUGUAGUUUUAAACACUUGACAAAUCUCUUUCUGCUUGUAAAGAUUUUACGAGGCAGCUAGAGUGAAAUGCUGACUACCGAGUCCAGACUGCAACUGUGUCAGCGACUGAUGGACCUUAAUUAGAAUAAAUGUAGGUCGCAACCUUAUUUCGAUUUAAGUCAUGUCAGCUUGCUUGUUGCUGUGGCUUUGAUUUUGCAUAUUGUACAACUGAUGGAAAAUUUCAGUAUUGUUUGUUUUCCUGUUUUCACUUUUGCAAAUACUCUAUGGUUUGAACGUGCAAGAGGCUAUAAGAUCCCACUCGCUGCAUCCACAAAAGAAAGUAAGAAUGUAAGUGUCGAAGAACUUCCUUCUGCCAGCUUUCUGGGUCUUUCCAUGUGACUGAGAGCACUCUGGAUUCCAUUACCCUCCGGCCAGCAGGGCCAGCAGUCCGUGGGGGGUGAGGGGCCAGAUCCAGUUUCAGGGAGAAAAUGUCCCCCUCUCUUUCUCUCUAUCCUUCUCCCUCUCUCGCUCUGUGUAGCAUCUAUCCCUGUUUUUUUUUUCUCUUUUUCACGGCCGACGGUUUCAAACUUUUCGCCUCAUUCCAGUUCAAGCUCCUUUACCGCAUAGCAACGCUCCAGCUCCUGCCACGUCAUUGGUCAAUUAUUCAAUUUAAAUCCCCGUUUUGCGGCCAAUCAGAUGCGCCUGCAUGGCCACGACGGUGCGUGCUCUCUGAUUGGUCAAACCCACCGGUCAGCUGAGCGCGAGAAGGUAUAAAUACUCCUCAGGAGUUGGAGCCGGUGUGUGUGCGCGUGUCAGUGUGAGCGAGGAGGGCGGUGGGCGCUUGGAUGUAUUUAUUUAAAAACCGCCUAAACUGAAAGAUCUCGACUUUGCACCGAACAACUUUUGAGGACAGCGGUCCAGUCCAGGACACGGCACGACUCUCGCCAUGGUUGCCACGAGCACGCUCAAGAGCAAAGGCAGCGACCAUCACCAGGAAUGGGUGGAGAGAAGACCGGGGCAGGUGUACAUCGAGAAAGCCUUGGAUUCCUGGGAUUGCUCUUCGUCGGAGCUGCAGAGGAACGCCGACGCCACCGAGGAGCAAACGUGUCAACAGCUGGCCAAGAUGUUCGAGAGCUGCCUGUCACGGGCCAAGAAGACGACGCUCCACUGCUCCACCGUGCUGGUGCCCGAGAAGCUGACCAAGAGGAUAGCCCGCGAAGUCCUGCGGCUGGCGGCCUGCGAGCCCUGCGGCCUGCGCGGCUGCGUCCUGUUCGUCCACCUCGAGCAUGACAAGGGCUGCUGCAAGCAGCUGGAGCGCAUCGCGUGCGACGCCACCGUGGUGCCCACCUUCGAACUCUCCCUGGUUUUCAAGCAGGACGGCACCGCCUGGCCCAGCCUGCGGGACUUCUUUUUCAUGGGGACCUGCUUCGCCCCCGCCUUCAGACACGCACUCAAGCUGAGUCCGAGCUUCCGGCUCGUCAAGAGAAAACUGUACUCCUCCUCGGCUGGCACCGUGGUGGAGGAGUGUUGAGCUGGUGGAGCUCGGAGACUUGGGGGGGGUUGGAUUUCCUGUGGGUUAAUACACUUCUGAUCAAAAUGUCAAUGACACUAAAGUGGUGUCAGAAUUUCUACUGUGUUUUUGUACGUUGCUCUUUGUCAGCUGAUCUGCUUGCCAGUCGGCUCGGGAUGCAAAAGUGGAAGUUUGAUUGUUCUGGAUUUGGGUUUGUGGUUUGAAAGUUUUUUAUCUGUAAAAUAAGUCAUGGAUGACUUGGUGUUCCGAAUGCGUGAACUUGUCGCUUAAAUGCUUUUUUUUUUUUUAAUAUAUAAACGAUCGCACAGAUUACCAAUGAAUGUAAAGUGAUGUUCACUUAAAGUUUAAGAAGAACGUCCGAUGGGUACACAAAAAUGCACUUUGUUGACGCAUCCUGCUUGUUUCCUCUGAAUGUGGAGCAGCCGUUAACACUCCUAGGCUCCUGUUGGGAACUAAAACGUAGUCUUUUGUAGCUCGUAGUGCAAUGCUGUAAUUGGAGUAGUCGAUGUGUCUCUGUUCCUGUGAUGCUGCUGUCUUGGUGUGGGGUCUCUCACAAGAGGAAUUUAAAUGCCUUAAAACUCUUACAAUGUAAAUUUUUCUCUCGUUUCUGGAGUUUUUUUCCCCCCUGUUGCUCUUCUUCAAAGCAGAAGCCUGAUCCAAGUGAAAUGUUGCGUCACUGAAAUGUGGAAUCCCUGUCUGUCUCUUUUUUACAAUCUGACUGGGUUUGCAAACAGCCUUAUGGCCCGUCUUGUAUUUCAACUGUUUUUGAUCGCUCAUGUUUAAUGCCACGACAAUUUGGCAAUAAAUAAUUUAACACCUU